GCAAGCCUCGGUGGAAGCUUAUUUAUGCGGCGAUCUUCGAUAAGAUUUUUGGUUUGCCAUGACAGCCAAGCGCAUUAAUGGAUUCUAUGUGCCGCGACUGAAACGUGUUUGAAAUUCGCAAACAACAAAAGCAUAUUCGUAUACAAAAAAGAACUGUGAAAACUUUGUUUGGCCCAAGCGACCAAAAGGAAAAAGUGUGAACAAAUAUAGUAUAGAAAAGGGCCAAAAAAUCAAUAUAUUAAAAGCAUGCGGGAACGCAGUCAAACAACGCCGCGUCGUCGUCGCAAUGGUCCCAAGCAGGCGCUGCCCGUCGAGUCCAACUACCAGUUAGAGCCGACCGAGGCCAUUUAUGGCUCGACUCUGUUGCCAUCGCAGCGUCGCUUUAUGGAUCCGUGGGAUUUGGAGAAUUACGAUUAUGUGCGCAAGAAAAUGGACAUGGACAACAUUUUGCCAGACUAUGAAACGGCGCUGGACUACGACCUGGCGCCGUCGCAGUCGCCCAGUCCAGUCUAUGGUCACAGCAGUCAGCCGGUCAUGGCCUCUACCAUGCCACGCCCACACACCAGACGCGUGUCACGCAGCCAGUGCCAGCUGGAGUGCUGUCGCCUGCCCCAUCUGGGUGACAGUCGCACUCGCAAUCGCAGCCGCAGCCGCAAGGAGCUGCUCUAUGCAGCACGCAGCGAAGUCUAUGGCCCAGCGCCGAUAUCGAGUAGAUAUGAUGACUAUAUGGCCACCAUGACCAGGCAGCUGCAUCUGGAUGACGAUGACAUCGAGCAAGAGGAGCAGGAGCAGCUCUAUGGCGAGCAGCGACAGAUAUAUAAUGGCUAUGGAGGCUUCUCCAGCGCCAGUUCCACGGAGCAACACUCCUCCAUUGGCGAUGAGCUGCCCUCGCUGGCGACGCUGCCGCGUCGUGCCGCCACACUGCAGCGUCCUGCGCAGCAGAGCCAGAGCAGAGAGCGCAUGGGCUACAACAACUCCAACUAUAGUUCGGGCUAUGGCACUGCGCCGCAUCCGCGACGCAAGCGUAGCCAGGCCACUGGCAAAUCCUUGGCCAUGACAUCGGCCAAGGCAAUGCCACAGAUUGAUUUUCCAGCACCGCCCCCGCUCUCGCCCGCGUACGACUAUUGCAAUCCGUAUGCUACACUGCCGUAUUGCAGCGUACCGGAUUGCGCCGAGUGCCAGCAGCAGGCGACGUCCCUCAUCUAUGCGGCACCAUCCACACUCUACGGACGGACGGGUGGAACGCAAAGCGAUUCGCCAAGCGACUCAUCGCUCUACGCCGGAAUUUAUUCGCGUAAAUUUGGCUUGAGCAAGAAGGGUCUGCUGCAGAUCGAUUAUUCCUGCAGUUGGAAUGAUUUGGAUCGUGUUAUGGGCCGUCAGUACUGAGUGCCCACUGUACGGCACUUGGGUCAUGGGUGUUUGGUUUUAGUCUCUAGUUAAACUAUUUACAUUAAGAAACAUCGAUCAAAACAAAAUGAAAGUAAAACCCAUUUGUACGUAAAUCACUUCACAUGCAUACAUAUACAUAUAUACAUACAUAUCUAAUUGAAAAGAAAAACAUGCAUCAACCCGUACCAAAUAAUUUAAAUUGUGUUUAGCAUCGCUCUUAGUCGCUCUCCAAGUCACGCAUCUAACGUGCAACAAGUCUUUGAGAUUAACGAAUAAAAUUGAUUUUACAAAUAAUGUA
Molecule: messenger RNA, 1687 nt
Organism: Drosophila navojoa
Lineage: Eukaryota; Metazoa; Arthropoda; Insecta; Diptera; Drosophilidae
Source: RefSeq, a predicted model, not a curated record